AUGGCCAUCUCAAGCGGCGGUGGUUUCGGGAGCGGGGGCGGGGGCGGGGGCGGGGGCGGGGGCGGGGGCGGCGGUGGUUUCGGGAGCGGGGGCGGGGGCGGGGGCGGGGGCGGCGGCGGGGGCCGCCUCCGCUUCAGGAGAUGCGACAGCGGCGGGUGCCUCCUCCGCGGCGGCGGCGGCGGGAGGUGCCUCCUUGGCCUCUGCCUCUUCCCUCCAGAAUUCAGUCUUCUUCCCCGUCUUCGACACGGUCUGCAGGACCGCCUCGGGUUUCGCCGUCCCCAGCACGGUCACCUUCUGGUCCUUCAAGUUGACGUCGUACGACUCCACGCCUGGAUAUCCACCGAAAGUCAGCGAGGCCUCUGAGUGCUGAGAACAACGACAAAAGAAUCCCACCCAUUCAGGAUGGGGAGGACUCUGAAGCUACUCUCUGACCUUCCAUCUUGUCGAGGACUCUCUUCACGGCUCCGACGCACCCUUGGCAGGACAUGGUAACCUUCAGAACGACCGUCUACACCCAGGGCGGAGGAAGAACACCAUCAAUAAGAAGAAGAAGAAGAAGAAGAAGAAGAAACAAAAAAAUCUACGGCCACAUCCAUGUUGUUGCAGCAGAAAACAUUUUUAAAACAGGAGAUCAAGGCUUUCCACCUUCUUCCCCUCAGCCAAAGAUUCCCAGUCAACAACUAGCAAUUCGUGGCCCGUCGUUCAUAAAUAGAAAACCUCUGAUCCUCAGACGCGCAUCAGAAGGUUGGGUUCCAUGAAUGAAUGAGACUAAACUUGAAGGUCGUGGCCGACGCCAAGCUCUCGAGGAGCUUCAGUGGUGUAACAUUUAUGUCAGAAAACCUCGAAACAAAUCCACUGGUAUAUGACAGCUCUUCAAGGUACCCAGAUCCAGCAUAAGACAGCCGGAGAGAGAGAGAGAGAGAGAGAGAGGGAGAGAGAGGGAGAGAGAGGGAGAGAGAGGGAGAUACAUGGGCAUACAGAUCUAGCAUAUGAAACCAGAGAAUACAGUAAAUCCAAGUAUUCUCUAUCUAAAUAUUUUCUUCAUUCGUACUAGAUCCUUCUUCUAGAUAAUCACAAUGCUCUCUCUAUACUUCUUCGUAAAAUUAAUAAAAAUAACAAGGACAGAGAACUGAAGACUGCCAAGAAUUUUUUUUAAAAAAAUCCAAUAGCCUUCUCACGAUUCAGCAAAAAGCAUCCAAUAAAAAGGCAGAACCGUCGUCCAGAUGUCAAUCCAAGUAACAACAUCACACGUGCUGGAGAGAUCGACCCUCUCCUUCAGGGUUCCCAACAAUCCCCUUACCUCAACAUGUAAAGCCCAGAUCAAACCCCCCAAGGCCGAGGCAGUAAGUUCAUAGAUUUGGGGGAUAUCCAGAUUGAGAAAGUCAUACGGCCAUCGCAGAUGGCGGGCAGUUCCCAUGGUUUUGAUUUCCCGAAAAGACUAGUACCGGCAGAAAAAAGCUGAAGUUUCAUGCAUAUCACUGCUAGUUAUGGAAGAUGAUUGAUUGUUCACCAAGAAGUUGCAGAAACAAGCACCCAUCAGAACCCUCAGAAAUCGCCAUGAUUCGGCGACUGUAAUGCCGAUAACAAAUGCCAAGGGCAAGAGAGUACUGUGUCUGACGUCUUCACAUCGUCCCCUAUCAUUCACUUAAUGGUCUACGGAUACCUAAAAACCCCCUGGAGAAGCUUCUACCAAUUCUUUCCUAUGCUAGGGUACUUAACCUCUACACCACGAAGCAAUCAGUGAAACUACGAAGGGGGCAGAGAUUAUCCUGGACGAGCAAUCAGUCAUUGGAUUCGCAAGGUACCUAACCUAACUGCGGUCCGGAGAAACAUGAAAGAAUUCAGCAGUAGCUGACGUGCGGAAGCCCUAGCAAAAGAGAUGAAAAUCAAAAUCACGAUAGCAGAUUCGACGACUCAGACGAAAUUUCGAUCGACAAGACGAAAGCGUAUGGAAGGAAAGAAGAAGGGCUGAAAUCAUAGACUGGAUCCCUUCCAUCCUUCGUACCUCCAUCUACCAUUACCGAUAACAAAAACCGACCGCGAUUGAUCUCGUCCUCCGCAAAACAAAUCACUCUACAAUCAGACAGCCCGGAAAGAUAAUCUAAGUAAACACUCCCAGAGGGCUCGACUGGCGCGCUCACCUCAGCCAUCGCCCGGGAGAAUGAGAGAGAGUUCCACGAUGAUCGGAUGCCAGGUGCCGCCGAUGUCUACCGAGUCUACACGGCGCCUCCAAAUAUAAGGGUCGGAGAAGGGGGCGUAUAAUAAUAAAAAAAAGAUAAUGCUCAACGGGCCAGCGUGGCAUCUUAUUUUCAAACCCUUUUAUUUUUACCAGCUCCGGUAAAAGUCCAGAAUAAAUAAAUUUUCGCGAUUUAAAUACACCGAAAUUAUUUUAACGUGAAAUAGUGAGUCAUAAUAAAUACUGUACCUGGCCUAUCUUUAGGAAACUUCCUAUGUUUUCUCGCAGUAGACUCCUCGUGGACCACUCAACCGACACGCCGAAGAGAAGAAAUGCGUUUGGUGAGGAGGCGGGUCCACCGAUGGCCCACCAAAGCAACCGUUUGAUGUAAGAUUCACGGUUGAUGGUUGCUUGGCGUUGAAGGGCGUCCUGGGGUGGGGGUUGUUGCUUUCUGGAGAAAUAAAGUGGGGGAUUCCGUGGUGGAUGACUGGGACGGAACGAGGAGGAUGCCACGUAAGCAAAAUAAACUUCGGGCCCUGGGCCCAAAGUCACGUUUUUCAUGGAUUCUAAAGGGGCCGGCGCCCAAAACCCGAGGAAUCAAGGAACCGGCCGCCGCAGAGACGCACCCACGUGGAUUGCACUGAAAAAGCAUAGGUUCUGUCCAACGUUUUUCACAUAGCGCAAUGAUUUUUUCUAAUUAUUGUAAACAUGUAGCCUGCAUCUAAUAUGAUAGUGAAGGUUCCAACAUAAGAGAGAUAUAUAGAUAAAUAAAUAAAUAUAUAUAUAUAUAUAUAUAUAUAUAUAUAUAUAGAAAGAGAGAGACAGAUACUGCCCGCCGCAUGGAGAAAACAAACUUCUAGAUCGUCGUUGAACCAUGGCUCUCCCAUUUAUGACAAGUUACAACACGGUUUAGAGAGAUAAGCAGCAUCUCCUUAAAAGAGCUCACCCGCCCUCAGAAAGGUUUGACCCAUUGAACCCAACCUCUGAGAGACAUUCACUCUUCUCACUAUAAGUGAUUCAAUCCGAUUUAAACAUCGUGAGGAGCCCUUAAAAUAUUUCUCUACUAGUCGUGAAUGCCACGUCGUUCGUCUUAACACUUAAAAAUUUCAGCUGGUGUCACUAUUGGAUCUAGGAUCUAAUAUUGAGAUAGAUAGAGAAUGAUAAAACACAAUGAGAAUGAAUUAUAAGUAUACUUGAACUCAUGAAGACAUAAGUACGAAGAUAGCCUUUUGGAUCAGUAUAAGAGAGUCCUCCAAUGACUUACUCUAGAGAGAUAGGAUGCUCUAAAAGUGAUUCACGAUAUAUGACCUAAGGACCAUGACCUCCUAUUUAUAAAUAAGAGGGGAUUAGCCUGUUAGUGUCUUUUUUCAAUUUAGUCUAUCAUAAAAUUAAAAUAAGAUCUAGUCUCUACAUAUUUAUAUCCAUAUUCAUAUUUAUGAGAGAGGUUGUAAUCUUAAAUACUUAAACUUUAAUAAAUCACUUUAAAUGAGAUUAAUUUAAUGAUAACUUCAUAAUAUAUAAUUCAUAUGUAUAAUUAUCCACAUUGAAAUUAAUUCUAAUAAUCUUUUACUUAGACAAAAUUUGUACAAUAACUUGAUAUUGUACAUUAUGACCUUAUGAGCUCAAAAUUUUACUUUCAUCAUCAAAGAUAUCUCUAAUAAUUCUGUCCAUCACUAUACUAAUAUAAAACUAAUGAGGUUUUCAUUCACAUUUUUUGUAUGACUAAAUCUAAUAAUAAUCACGUAUAUCGAUAUAAUGAACAACAUAGAUCAAAUAUGAAUGUGUAAUAUGAAAAUUACAUAAAAUGUGACUCAUAUAUAUACAUUUCUAACUUAGUACUCCUUAUUCCAAGUGGAGAUCAAACAACCACAUUCAGAGUGAGAAUAAUCAUAAAUUUUAUUUAUACAUAAAAUAAUCAAAGUAUAUGUUUAUAACUAUAUGAGCAUCAAAAUAUAAACUCUCAUUGAAAUUACAUAUCUUCAUGAGGUAUUAAACCUAUAUGAGCAAGAUGCUCAUAAAAGAUCUUUGGUGAUAAUUCAUUAGUAAGUAGAUUUGCUACCAUAGAGUUUGUCUCAAUAUAUUUUAUAAACAUUUAACCACUUUGAACUAUUUUCUUAACAAUUAAGAAAUUGAUGUCUAUAUGUUUAGACUUCGUCAAGCUCCUACUAUUAUUAUAAAACAUAACCAUUGAUUUAUUAUCACAAAAUAAUUUUAGUGAUCUUUUAAUUAUAUCCAAUUUUCGUGACCAUGUGACUAAAUUUUUCAACCCAAUUUUAUGAUUUUAUACCUCAUAACAUACUGUAAACUCUAUCUCCAUAAUAGAAGAAGUUAUGAGUAUCUACUUAGCACUAUUCUAUAAUAUAGUUCCUCUAGUUAACAUAUAGAUAUGACUCGUAGUGGUCAUUUGUUAUUAGUACAUCUAACGAAAUCAAAGUCUGAAUACCCGAUGAUCUCUAAAUGAUCUAAUUUCUUAUAUGUUAACAUAUAGUUCUUUAUCUUUUGUAAAUACCACAUAACUCAUUUUCUUGUAUUCUAAUGAUCCACAAUAGGGUUGCUUAAAUAUUUGUUGAGUACUUUAAUUAUGUACGUAAUGUUUGGACGAGUACAUACUUGAGUAUAUAUAAGGCUUCCUAUGAUUGAUGUAUAAAGAAUCUUAUGCAUCUCUUUAGCCUCAUAAUCAUUCUUAAGAUAUUGAUUGAGACUAAAUUUAUCUCUUUUAACAACAUGGAUAUUAUAAAAUUUACAUCAUUAUAUACUAAAUCUCGCAAGUGCUUUCUCAAUAUAACUCUUUUGUGACAACCUCAAAAUUUCAAGACUGAUUUCAAUAUAUCUCAAUGUCUAAUACAAAAGAGAUUUUACUGAGAUCCUUCAUCUCAAGAAAAAUUGACAAAAAGCUUUUGGUGUCACAAAGUAAGCCUAUAUGAUUAUUAGUAAGCAAUAUGUCAUCAACAUAUAAAACUAGAUGAGAUGAUAACUUACACUAAACUUAUAAUAUAUACAUUUAUCACCCAUAUUCAUCUCAAAAUCACAUGAGAUGAUAACUUUAUUAAAUUUAUGAUAUCAUUGAUGAGAAGCUUGUUUUAACUCAUAGAUAAACUUUUUUAAUUUGCAUACUAUUUUCUUUGGGUCUCUAGACACAAUUUUCUAGUUGCAUCAUAUAUAUCAUUUCAUUAAUGUCACUAUUGAGAAAUAUAGUUUCUACAUCCAUUUGAUGUAGUUCAAGAUCAAAAUAAGAUAGUAGUGUCAUUAUUAUUCUAAAAGAGUAUUUCGAUGAAAUUAGAAAGAAAGUCUCUAUAUAAUUGAUGCCUUCUCUUUAAGUGAAUUUCCUAAUGAUAAGAUGAGCUUUAUAAUUUUCUACAUUACCCUUCAAAUCCCUUUUGAUUUUAAAUAUUUAUUUACAACCAAUAGGUUUCGUAUCUUCGGGCAAUGAGACAAGAUCCCAUACAUCAUUGUCCUUCAUAAAUUUAAUCUCUUCAUUCAUGGCAUCAAUCUACUUAUGAGAAAUAAAACUUUACAUAACUUAAUGAAAAUAGUUAAUAUCAUUUUCUAUCACUCCAAUGUCAACCUCAUGUUCUAAAAGAAAUACGAUAUAUUUAUCUGAAAUCGCAUUCCUCCUCUCUCUAGUGAUUCUUCUUAAAGAUAUUGGUUUUUGAGUAUGUUGAGUUUAUUCUUCUGAAAUUGGAGAUAUGAUGAGAUUAUUUUGAUCUGAAGUUACUUUUUGAUCAAUAUUACUCAAGAUGAUGUCAUCAAGACUAUUGUCAAUAGUAACAAAAUAAAUAUUUAUAAAUUCUUAUUCAAAAUUAAUGUCUCUAAUGUUAUCUUUUUCCAUAAACUCAAUAUUUUCAAAUAAAUAAAUCUUUUUCAUUUCAAAAAUAAUCAUAGUAGUUAGAUUAUAAAACUUAUAUCUCCUAAACCUUUUCAGGUAUUUAAUAAAGUAGCAACUAACUAUUUUGGAGUCAAGUUCUUUCAUUUAAGUUUGUAAGAUUUUAUCUCUAUCAAAUAAUCCUAAAUGUGUAAAUAUUUUAAACUAAGCUUAUUGUCUAUUCAAAGCGCAUAAAGAGUUUUAAUAGUUAUCUUAGUUGGAACUUGAUUAAGUAAAUAAGUUAUAGUCUUUAGUUCUUCUCUCUAGAGGUUAUUUGACAUAGUAGAUUGACUAAUUAUACUCCUUAUCAUAUAUUUAAGUAUUUUGUAUUGUCGUUUAGUAACACUAUUCAUGCUAGGAGAUCCUAACAUAAUGUACUAUAAGAGGAUGUCACACUCUUUUAGAAAUUUAGUGAAAGGUCCUAGAUGUUAUUCACCUAAUUUAUCAUAUUUACUGUAGUAUUUACUACCACAGUCUGAUCUAAUGACCUUAAUCUUUUUGUUGAGUUAAUUUUCAACUUCGAUCUUAUAUUUCUUAAACACAUUCAAUGAUUGAAACUUCUCUUGAAUAAGAUACAAGUAGCCAAAUUAAGAAUAGUCAUCUAUGAAUGUAAUAAAAUAUUAUUUAAUCAUUUCAAGAGGUUGUAAAGAAUGGUCUACUAAUAUAUAUAUAUAUAUAUAUUAAUUCUAAGACAUUUGAAACUCGAUUGACACAUAUUUUCUUUAUGUUUGUCCUUUUCUCCUUGAUACAUUUGACAUAAGUAUCAAAAUCUUUAUAAUCAAGUGGGUCAAAAUUUUCAUUAGAUAUGAUUCGAUCAAUACUCCUUGAACUGAUAUGUAAGAUUUUAUUAGAAAGGAUCAUUCUCUUAAGUAAAUAUAUGUUAUUAUGACUUGAUAAAGUACUGCUACUAAUGUGAUUUGAAUUAUCAAAGAUACUCAAGUUUUUAUUUAUAAAUAGACAACUAUAAUUAAAUUUGUCUAAAUUAGAAAUAGAAAUCAAGUUAUGUCUAAAAGAUGAUAUGACAUAAGUCUAAAUCAAAUGUAGAUAGUAACAAGUCUUUAAUGAUAACCUAAAAGUCCUUAUUACCUUCACCACUACUACAUUGUCAUCGUCUGAAUAAAUAUAUCUUUCAUCAUCAAUUGACUUACAACAAUAAAUAUAAUCAUGUAUAGACACACUUAUGUGAAUAAUAACACUAGAAUAUAUUCGCUAUGUGUGCAAGGAUAUAGAAGUUAAAUUAACCUUUGAAUAAAUUAAAGUGAGAAGGUCACUUUUCUUUGUACGCCAAGUAUGAUAUUUGAUACAAUCCUUCUUCGUGUGACCACUAUACUUGUAGCUUUUUUUAUCGUAGGUUUUUUUUUUUAAGUUAUAACCAAAUGAACACUCUCUUGUUUAUCUUGUUUUAACCUUUCUUCUUCUUCCACACAAUGUAAUAUGAGCUCAUUUAGGGACUAUUUGUUCCCUUGACAAUUAUAACUCACCUUAAAUUGAUUGAAUAAUGCAAGAAGAAAAAUCAAAACUUAGUGCACAAGCAAAUCUUCUAAUAGCUCUAACUUUAAUACCUUUCAUUUUGAUGUAAGAUGAGACAUCUCGAUAAUGUACUCUCUUAUUUUUUUCUUGUCUUUAUAUUUCAUAGAGAUAAAAUUUAUUAAGAUUGUACUUAUUUUGAUUUUAUCGUUCUUGACAAACUUUUUUUCAAGUUCUUCAAGAAAAACUCUUGUUAUAAUGGCAUCUUCAAACAAAAUUCUCAUCAAAACUUCUAGAAUAUCACGCUAUAUGAUCAUAAGACUCAUGCGAUUCAAUCAGUCCCACUUAUCCGUAUCUCUCUUAUUCUCAUGAGAGUUUGUAAGACAAUCUUCUCUUAAUACAAUGUCUUAAUCUAUACAACCAAAAACUAUCAUAACGUUCUAUUUUCAUAUUUUGAAGUUAGUGUCAUUUAACAUAGGAAUAAAAUUUAUUUGAGUAAAAUUAGUAGAAGUAGAGGUUGAAAUUGUAUAAAGAAUAAUAUAAAGCUCACAUAAGUAACUUGAUUUUCAAAUAAUUGUAUUUCCCAUCACAAGAUAUUGAGUGCAACAUUAAUACUUUAUGUUUAGCUAAUAAUAUUAACUGCAAGUAAUAUCUUGAUGUGAUAAAUAAAUAUUGACAAUAAGUUUCUACCAAAUAAUAAACCUAUUUUUAGAUUGACUUAUUAUUCAUAUAAAAAUACUAAAUAAUUAUCACCUAUUUAUUAUCAUAAAUAUAUAUAAUUUAUAAAAUACUAAACUUUUCUUUGAACCAAUUAGUAUUCACAAAAUCACAUACACAAUAUUUCAUACAUUAGAAAAAUUAAUAUCUAUACGAGAGCUUAAUUUGGUAGGAUUCUACUUCAAGUAAUAAUUCUAAAAUAUCAAACAUUUACUAAAUUUUGAAUCAUGACAGUUAUUUAACAUUUAACCAUACUCAAUGUAUACAUAAAUAUUAAAAAUUUCAAAUAACUUCAUUUUUUUUUUGAAAUAAAAUCAUCAAUAAUAUUUCAAGAAUAAAAUGACAUAUGAAAUAAAUAAAUUUUUAUGGGCAUGACAUCAGCAGACCCAAUGUUGAUAUCAUCAUCAUGACGUCAUCAAAUGUAGAUCGGCGCAUCGACUAAUUGGAUCGGCUUAUGUUGAGCCGGCAUGCCAUCUAACCCAACCGAUGCAGUGCACCGUUUCGGCUGUCCAGCUCGCAUUGAGCCAAUCAUCCGAACCGAUGUGGGCUGAGCCGUGUAACUGAACCAGUGUGAGCUGAGCCGCGUACCAGAACUGACGCGAGCCAAGCCGCACACCAGAACUGGCGCGAAUGUUGUAUGUAACCAUUGCAUGACGGUUCUUCUCCCAUCCGGCAUGCACCGAAAAUGGUGCAGCUGUUUCACGCAACAGAGCGGCGCACAAACCGUUGCACGAAGGGAGAAACCUUAGGGCUGGGAAUGGUCGGCCCAAAAAUGGCCUCCCAUUUGAAAAAAAUGGAGCCACAUCGGUUGCCCCCCUCCCCUCCAUGUCCCAAUCAUUCCCGCUAAUCUCUGGAAGGCCUAGAAACCAUCCUUCGGUAAGAGGAAGAGGAAGAACUGAAGGGAUUAGAGCAUGCAGAAGCCGCUGCAGCCCUUCGCCUAUAGCACAUCCUUUCGGAAACCUCCAGCUUCGGCCUGCGCCUCUCCUUCGUCUUCUGGAGCCCUCCGGCGUCUAGACAUCCGAAAGUGCCGUCCACCACUCUCUAGCAUCCCAUCUGACGACGGAAAGGAGAAAGAGGAAUGGUUGGGGCCCUCCUGCAGCCCAUGAUUUCCAAAUGAAAAUCUUCCUUGGGGAAAAGAGAGGAAGCCACUACUCCUCGUCCUUUACAGGAAAGGAAGAAGAGUCGACAGACCCAUCUGCACGGCGCAUUAAUCCAUCCGUGGUAAGGUUGAAACCUUUCGAUUUCCACAAUUGAUGCCUGAAUUCAUUCUCAAGACAAUGCAUAAAAAAUGAUAUCAUGAUGAACGAAAAAUAAUGAACAAAUUUCAUGCUCUAAAAAUCAAAACAUUAGAUCUGAAGGAUUUAAUGUUGAGAUAGAUGAAGAAUGAUAAAAUAUAAUGAGAAUAGAUUAUAAUUAUACUUGAAUUCAUGAAGGCACAAGUACGAGGAUGACCUUUUGAAUCAGCAUAGGAGAGUCGUCCAAUGACUCGUUCUAGAGAGAUAAGAUGUUCUAAAAGUGACUCAUUAUGUGUGACCCAAGGAUCAUGACCCUCUAUUUAUAGACAAGAGGUGGCUAAUCUCUUGGUAUCUUUUUUCAAUUUAAUUUAUCAUAAAAUUAGCAUAAAACUUAAUCUCUACAUAUAUUUAUAUUUAUGUCUAUACGUAUGAGAGAAGUCGUAAUCUUAAAUACCUAAACUUUAAUAAAUCACUUUAAGUGAGAUUAAUUCAAUGAUAGCCAAAUAAUAUAUAAUUCAUAUAUAUCAUUGUCUACAUUGAGAUUAAUUCUAAAAGUCACCCCAUACAUUGACUUGAGUCUCCAUUAGAGAGGGGGAAGGUAUCACAGGAAUAUUCCUCAUCUGGCAGCUCUCCUCCUCUUCUUCUUCUUCUUCUUCGUCCUCCUACUGUCUUUGCUGUCAAGGGACUGUCGGAACAUGACGUGGCUGGUGGCAGUCCCGUGCUCUGCUCUUCCUCACUGCCACCUCAGCCCUCUUCCUCACGGCCACGGCUGACGACGGAGGCUAGAAUCCAGACAAAGCCUCCAUUACCAAGUGUCGGAACAAGAAUGCGAGAUUCUGCCACGAUAUACCCAACGAAAGCCCGGCUUUCUGCCCUCACAACUGCUUCAUCAACUGCAAGACCUGCAGUCCGGUCUUGCGUGAGUCUCCUCAUCUCCCCGGAAGAGAGAGAGAGAGAGAGAGAGAGGUAUAUAUAUUGAUGAAAUUCUACCUGGUUGCUUCUUGGCGGGUGCAGGAUGCAAUGUUCCGGGUGCAAUUUGCCAAAACCACAGGUUUGUCGGAGCGGACGGUAUCACCUUCUACUUCCACGGCAAGAAGGACCGCGACUUCUGCCUCGUUUCCGAUGCCCACCUCAACAUAUACGAGCACUUCAUCGGUCGGAGAGGCGCCGACAUGACCCGCGACUUCACCUGGGUGGAGUCCAUCGGCAUUCUCUUUGGCGAGCACCGCCUCUACCUCUGCGCCGAGAAGACGGCAACGUGGGAUGACGCCGUUGACCGCCUCAACCAUCGCCCUCGACGGCGAGACGGAGGACGCCAAGUGGUCGUCCACCUCAUCGCCGACGGUGUUUGUCGUCCGCACCGUCGGCACCAACUCCGUCGACGUGGAGGCGGUGGGCAUGUUCAAGGUGGCGGCCAAGGCCGUGCCCAUCACCGAGGAGGAGUCCUGGAUCCUCCGCUACGGCAUCACCGCCGACGACUGCUUCGCCCACCUGGAGCUCGCCUUCCAGUUCUAUUCGCUGACGAGCGACGUCCACGGCGUGCUGGGCCAGACCUACCGGGAUGACUACAACAGCGGCGUGAAGAUAUCGUCGGCGAUGCCUAUCAUGGAGAGGCCAUGUACGCCGCCCGAAACCUCUUCAGCCCCAUCUGCACCAACGUGA
Molecule: messenger RNA, 11119 nt
Organism: Spirodela intermedia
Lineage: Eukaryota; Viridiplantae; Streptophyta; Magnoliopsida; Alismatales; Araceae
Source: the annotation of a GenBank genome assembly